AUGAGCCUGACCGCGGAGAGCCACUCUGUCCCUCUGAGCGACGGGAACCGGAUUCCCCUCAUCGGCUUGGGCACGUAUGGAGACCCCAGGACGACUCCCAAAGGCACUGCGUACGACUGUGUGAAGUGGGCCAUCGACGUGGGCUACAGGCAUCUGGACGGAGCUCUGGUUUAUUACAACGAGCACGAGGUCGGACGAGCCAUCAGGGACAAGAUCGCAGACGGGACAGUGACCCGGGACGAUAUCUUCUACUGCGGAAAGUUAUGGUGCACGUUCCAUCCUCCGGAGAUGGUGCGACCGGCUCUGGAGAGGACUCUGAAGGCGCUGAAGCUGGACUACGUGGAUCUGUACAUCGUUGAACUGCCCAUGGCUUUCAAGCCUGGAAAAGACUUUUAUCCCGUGGAUGAGAAAGGGAAGUACAUCUACCACCACACAGACCUGUGCGCCACAUGGGAGGCUCUGGAGGCCUGUAAAGACGCAGGCCUCGUCAGGUCUCUGGGAGUUUCCAACUUCAACAAGAGACAACUGGAGCUGCUGCUGAACAAACCAGGACUGAAGCACAGACCAGUGUCCAACCAGGUUGAGUGCCAUCCGUAUUUCACACAACCAAAGCUGCUGGAGUUCUGUCGACAAAACGAUAUCGUGAUUGUUGGAUACUGCCCGCUCGGCUCCUCCAGAGACGUCUCCUGGGUGAACCUGAAGUGUCCUCCGAUGCUCGAGGACGAGGUUCUGGUUUCCAUCGGUAAGAAGUACAAGAAGAGCAGUGCACAGGUCGCUCUACGCUUCAACGUCCAGAGAGGAGUCGUGGUCAUUCCCAAGAGCUUCAACCCGGACCGCAUCAAACACAACUUUCAGAUAUUUGACUUUUCUCUCACUGAGGAGGAAAUGCAGGCGCUGGAGGCUCUGAAUCAGAACAUCCGCUUUGUUGAACUUCUCAUGUGGAGCGACCAUCCUGAAUAUCCCUUCCAUGAUGAAUACUGA
Molecule: messenger RNA, 981 nt
Organism: Knipowitschia caucasica
Lineage: Eukaryota; Metazoa; Chordata; Actinopteri; Gobiiformes; Gobiidae
Source: the annotation of a GenBank genome assembly